Molecule: messenger RNA, 669 nt
Organism: Sinocyclocheilus grahami
Lineage: Eukaryota; Metazoa; Chordata; Actinopteri; Cypriniformes; Cyprinidae
Product: serine/threonine-protein phosphatase 6 regulatory ankyrin repeat subunit A-like
Exons: 8
Molecular function (GO): protein binding
Source: RefSeq, a predicted model, not a curated record
AUGGUUCAGUUGCUGGUGUCCAGAGGUGCAAACAUUAAUGCAUUUGAUAAGAAGGACAGACGAGCCGUUCACUGGGCCGCAUACAUGGGUCAUCUGGAGGUGAUGAAGUUGCUGGUGUCUCACGGCGCUGAGGUUUGCUGUAAGGAUAAGAAAUCCUACAGUCCUCUUCACGCCGCUGCCUCCAGUGGAAUGAUCAACGUCGUCAAAUACCUGCUCCAUCUGGGCGUUGAUAGUAAAGAUGGUAAAACUCCUCUCCACAUGGCAGCCAUUCAUGGCCGAUACUCCAGAUCGCAGGCCAUCAUUCAGAAUGGCGCAGAGAUCGACAGCGAGGAUGAGAACGGAAACUCUCCGCUUCAUAUAGCGGCUCGUUAUGGUCAUGAACUGCUCAUUAACACUCUCAUAACCAACGGUGCGGACACGGCAAAGCGGGGCAUCCACGGAAUGUUCCCGCUGCAUCUGGCGGCGCUGAGCGGAUUUUCAGACUGCUGCCGGAAACUGCUCUUCUCAGGUUUUGACGUCGACACGCCGGAUGACUUUGGCAGGACGUGUUUGCAUGCGGCCGCUGCAGGAGGGAAUCUGGAGUGUUUAAAUCUGUUGCUCAACACGGGUGCGGACUUUAAUAGGAAAGACAGAUUUGGGAGGACGGCGCUGCAUUACGCUGCUGCUAAC